Molecule: messenger RNA, 727 nt
Organism: Trichoplusia ni (cabbage looper)
Lineage: Eukaryota; Metazoa; Arthropoda; Insecta; Lepidoptera; Noctuidae
Gene: Dtd
Product: D-aminoacyl-tRNA deacylase
Exons: 5
Coding region: 121-663 (180 amino acids)
Biological process (GO): tRNA metabolic process
Cellular component (GO): cytoplasm
Molecular function (GO): D-tyrosyl-tRNA(Tyr) deacylase activity
Source: RefSeq, a predicted model, not a curated record
UGAAUCUGUCAAAAAAAUUUGCGUUGUUUUUAAUUUUAAAUAUUGAUUAUUAUUUUUAGUUACAUAGUUAUAGUCUUAUGUAAAAUUAGGAUUAUUAAAUAGUAGUAUAAAAAGUACAAAAUGAAGGCACUAAUUCAACGCGUUAUGAACGCUAAAGUGACCGUGAAUGACGAAGUGAUUAGUAGUAUUGGUCAAGGUAUUUGUGUAUUUAUUGGUAUAUCCAGUAGCGAUUCUAAGAAAGAUAUGGAGUACAUAGUUCGUAAAAUAUUAAGCAUAAAGUUGUUUGAUGAUGAGUCCAGUAAGAAAUGGAAGAAAAGUGUUGCAGAUAAGGAAUUAGAGAUCUUAUGUGUCAGUCAGUUCACUUUGUAUAACACUUGGAAGGGCAACAAACCUGACUUCCACCAUGCCAUGCCUGGAGAAAAAUCCAAAGAGUUCUAUGAAAACUUUUUACAGAUGUUAAAAGAUGCUUACAAACCAGAAAAAAUUAAAGAUGGCCAGUUUGCAGCUUAUAUGCAAGUCAGCAUACAAAACGACGGACCAGUCACCUUCGAAAUAGAGUCUCCAGCUAACCUACCCAGCAAAGAAAGGAGGACUAACAAUGGAACUAAACAAGUUAGCAGCGAAACAGACAAUCAAGUUGAAGACAAUGUAGAUAAAGAUUAAUAAUUGAUUUUUUAAUUUAGGUACAACUUAAUAAAUUAUUAUGGAAUUGAUAAAAAAGUUUUUA